AUGGGGCCUGAGGCCAAGAGCAGCAGCGGAGGGAAAAAGCAAGGGCAGAAAUGGGGCUCAGAGGACUUUGGGGUGGGAGUCACACAGACCGCCCCCCCCCCCUCCCGUGCCCCCGCGCGCAGGCGCCCCGUGCCCCCGUCGGAGCGGGGCGCUGCUCCAUCCCCGGCGGGGGCGGCUCCGCUGUUGCCGCUCGGCCGCGCCCGCCGCGCUCCGGGACAGGUGCGCACGGCGGAGAGCCCGGGGCAGCCUGGCGCCCCGCAGCCGGAGGGCAGCGGCGUCCCCAUGGAAGGAGGCGACGAGGCAGCGGCGGGGGAUCCGCGGCCACGGGUGUCCCCGGACGGGUCUCCCACCGGCGAGGCGCCGCAGCUGAUGAACGGGGAGGCGGCGAUGGCGCCCGGGGACCGCGGCGGGAGCGGCUUCCCCGAGGGGGCGGCCGAGACCUCGGGAGCCGAGCGGCGGGACCCCGGCGGGAGUCCCCCGGGGGGAGAGGGUCUGCCGGGAGGGGAGCCGGUGGCCGCGGGGAGAGGCGCGACCGAGGGCUCUGCGCCGGCCGGAGCUAACCUCGGGAAGGCGGCGGGGGCUCCGGCGGGGACGGAGGCGGCCGCGGGGCGGAAAGAGCCCGAGGAGGCAGCUCCAGGGGGGAAAGAGCCCGAAGAGGCAGCUCCGGGGGGGAAAGAGCCCGAGGAGGCAGCCCCGAGGGGGAAAGACUCCGAGGAGGCAGCUCCGGAGUGGGAAGAGCCCGAGGAGGCAGCGCAGGGCGGGAAAGAGCCCGAGGAAGUAGCCCCGGGGGACACAGAGCCCGAGGAAGUAACCCCGGAGAGGAAAGAGCCCGAGGAGGCAGCCCAGGGGGGGAAAGACUCCGAGGAAGCCAUGGUGACUGCCCCGUCGGGGCCAGACCCCGAAGAGGCGGUGAGGGAGGAAGCCCCGUCGGGGACAGGCACCGAAGAUACAGUGCGGGAGGCAAUCUCAGAAGGGACAGACCCCGAGAAAGCUGCAGCGACAGCUCCGGAGGGGACAGUCCGCGAGGAUGUAGUGCGAGAGGCAGUCCCGGAGGGAAGACACCCCGAGGAAGCUGCAGCGACAGUCCCGGAGGAGACAAACCCCCAGGAGGCUGCAGCGACAGCCCCAGAGGGGACAGUCCCCGAGGAUGCAGUGCGAGAGGCAAUUCCAGAGGGGACAGACCCCGAGGAAGCUGCAGCGACAGCCCCAGAGGGGACAAACCCCGAGGAUGCAGUGCGGGAGGCAGCUCCGGAGGGGACAGACCCCGAGGAGGCUGAAACGACAGCCCCGGCGGGGACAGACCCCGAGGAAGCGGUGCGGGAGGCAGCUCCAGAGGGGACAGUCCCCGAGGAUGCAGUGCGGGAGGCAGCUCCAGAGGGGACAGUCCCCGAGGAAGCGGUGCGGGAGGCAGCUCCAGAGGGGACAGUCCCCGAGGAGGCUGAAACGACAGCCCCGGCGGGGACAGACCCCGAGGAAGCGGUGCGGGAGGCAGCUCCAGAGGGGACAGUCCCCGAGGAGGCUGAAACGACAGCCCCGGCGGGGACAGACCCCGAGGAAGCGGUGCGGGAGGCAGCUCCAGAGGGGACAGUCCCCGAGGAGGCUGAAACGACAGCCCCGGCGGGGACAGACCCCGAGGAAGCGGUGCGGGAGGCAGCUCCAGAGGGGACAGUCCCCGAGGAGGCUGCAGCGACAGCCCCAGAGGGGACAGUCCCCGAGGAUGCGGUGCGAGAGGCAAUUCCAGAGGGGACAGACCCCGAGGAAGCUGCAGCGACAGCCCCAGAGGGGACAAACCCCGAGGAUGCAGUGCAGGAGGCAGCCCUGGAGGGGACAGACCUCGAGGAGGCGACAGCCCCGACAGGGAGCGGGGUGGCUUCUGAGAGCUGUGGAGAAGUGGAGGUGGCGUUGCCAGCCGAAGGGGAGGUGGAUGGCGAAGUCCUGUCACCGGGCAGCCCCGACGUCGAGAACGGAGUGGAGACACCGGGGACCGAGCAGGAGAUCUCGGCCCCGGGGGCAGGGGAAGGCAACGAGUCCCGGGAUCCCCAGGGCGGCGAGUGGGACACUGCAGAUCGGAGCCUGAAUGGUGUGCGGGGCCGGGCAGAGGAGGAUGAAAUGGGUUUGCCAGCCGCCCUGGAGGACGAAGAGGAUGAGGAGAAGCAGGAACAUGACAUCUCCCUCUUUGUCAAGGCUGGCAGCGAUGGGGAAAGUAUUGGAAAUUGCCCGUUCUCUCAGCGUCUCUUUAUGAUUCUGUGGCUAAAAGGUGUCAUAUUUAAUGUCACAACUGUGGAUUUGAAAAGAAAACCUGCUGACCUGCAGAACCUUGCUCCGGGAACAAACCCUCCCUUCAUGACAUUUGAUGGUGAAGUGAAAACUGAUGUCAACAAGAUUGAGGAGUUCUUGGAAGAAAAGCUAGCACCACCACGGUAUCCCAAACUUGCACCAAACCACCCCGAGUCUAACUCCGCAGGAAAUGAUGUGUUUGCAAAAUUCUCUGCAUUCAUAAAGAACCCAAGAAAAGAUGCUAAUGAAAAUUUGGAAAAAUCUUUGCUUAAAGCCCUGAGGAAGCUGGACAACUAUUUAAACAGCCCCUUGCCUGAUGAAAUUGAUGCUUACAGCACUGAGGAGAUCACUGUUUCCAGCCGGAAAUUCCUGGAUGGAGAUGAGCUCACCUUAGCGGAUUGCAACCUCCUACCAAAGCUCCAUAUAAUCAAGGUUGUUGCGAAAAAAUAUAGAAAUUUUGAUUUUCCACCUGAAAUGACGGGGAUUUCAAGAUACUUGAACAAUGCAUAUGCAAGAGAUGAAUUUACAAACACUUGUCCUGCUGAUCAAGAAAUUGAGUAUGCAUAUUUGGAUGUUGCAAAGAGAAUGAAGUAAACAGGAGAUGCCUUUGCUCUUUAUUGCUUCUGAGAUUUAGAUGGGCACCAGACCAGGUUGAAAAAAAAAAAAAAAAGCCAGCUUACACGGUGCAGUAUAUUUUUAAGUUCUGCUUUUGGCCAAUCCUUCUUUUAUAAUGAUUGUAUAGCAUUAUUUGCUCAUUCUCAAAUUAUAUAUGUAUAUGUUUGUGUGUCUGUACAGAUGUAUGCACAUGUGAAUACCUGUUGUGCACUGCAAGUUAAAGGCAUCAGUCCCUAUUAAAGCAUUUGUUGAACUUAGGGAAACACUGUAGGUCACACAACUAUAGCAAUAUUACAGACUAGUGACUUAUGCUAAAUUGCUGAAAUUUAAAAAGAAAUAUCUCUCUUUGUAACACACAUUUAACCUGUUGUUAUUGCUGCCUCUGAUCUCUGUUUCACAGUUGUUGCCAAACUUCACAGUUACUGGGAGGGUUUCUGUUUGCUUCUUCGCAAGCCUCACAGGGCCAGAAGCCAACAGCUAGUGCCCAUGCAGCACCCUGGUUAACCCAGGAGGGAGGCCAGCUUGUAGGUGGGACCACAUCUCAUGUCCCAGAAGCCCUCUCCUCUGUGCUAGAGACCUGCAGGUCAGGUCAACAAAGAGCAACUCCUUUUCACAUUGUGAGUCUUCUUUGGUAUUGAAAACAAACAAACAAUCCUGCCUUCUCCUCUCUCAGGGCUGCAUAACCCAUCAAACUUCCCUCACGAUGCUCCCAAAGAGAGAAAUAGACUGUCACUGGCCUAUGGACUACCUGAUAAUAGAUAUUUGACAAGUGAUGAGAGAGACUUGAUUGUUAACUGUAGACUGAAGAAGUGGGUAAACAUCUCUUCACCCAGCUACUGUUGUAGGAUCUUUCUUUUUCAUCCUUCCAUGACUCUCAUUUGUUUUUGGAAAGCAAAGGGGAGGAGAGGGGCUAAGAAGGAAAUAAUCGUUUUAUACUUCCUUUUUUCCUCGUUGAGCUCCAGCCUAUUGUCUUUUCCAAGGCAGCUGUUAGGAUUCUUCAUUGAUGAGGGCUUUACAGCUGAUCAGAUAGGUAUCUAUCAGGAACAAGGCAGAUCUACCUCCUGCCUUAGGCAGGGGAUGGAUUAGAAGAACCCCUUCAGCUGUGCAUGAGUCUGUGUUCGAGGCAGCCAGUACUGGUGAGAAACACCCUCUAGCCUGGCAGCAGAUGCCAUCUCAUAUUAUUAGAGAUGUAUGGACUAUGAAAAGUGAUGUCCGCAGCUGCUAUCUGCUGAGCAGGCCCUCAGCAAGCACGUAGGAGUAGAGAGAGCAAUGCUUUAGUCACAGAAAGUUUCCUUCUGAUAGAUUUUGCCUGUAUGUACGAAAAAGAUGAGAAAAUGGCUAAAAAUAGCCUUUGCAGCACCUACAUCCACAAAAAGACUGCUAUAGACUAGUCAUUCCUCCUUUUUCAUGUCAAACAUAUGCUUGGUUUCUAACAAAGCAUUACUUAACAGUAAUAGUCGGUUUCAGAUAUAUCUUCUCUGCGGUGUUUUCAUCUUACACAGUACACAGUUCUGAUGCAAAUGAUCUAUUCAUAAUUAUUUGUAAGGAGUUUUAAAUAUACAGGUAUAGUUUGCCUUCAGUGAAAACACCCUGAAUUGUGAACUCUCAUAUUGGGGUUGAUAGCUGAGCAGUCACUCAUUGCAUCUUACUAACUGUUACUUUGUAUUUUAAAAUUCAUACAUAUAUAUAUAUGAAAUGUAUAAAAAUGAAAUCUGUAUAAUCUUUUCAUAUGCCUUACAAAUUUAAAUAGAAUAUACAAAUUCAUAAGUACUUUCUGUCUUUAUUUCUUUGGUAAUUUCCUGGUAAGAUGUGUUGCAACAGUGGGCUGGAUUUUAAGAAAGAAGAGGCAGAGUUUCAUUUAGCUUUGAUUUUUGAGGAAUCAUGGAUGUUGCAGACCUGCGGUGA
This is a messenger RNA of Cuculus canorus (common cuckoo), 4797 nucleotides long. It is a transcript of the gene CLIC6, whose product is annotated as chloride intracellular channel 6. The transcript is spliced from 7 exons. Lineage: Eukaryota; Metazoa; Chordata; Aves; Cuculiformes; Cuculidae. The coding region runs from base 1 to 2871 and encodes 956 amino acids. The record is from RefSeq and is a predicted model, not a curated record.